Messenger RNA from Lytechinus variegatus (green sea urchin), 2485 nucleotides. Its product is annotated as carbohydrate sulfotransferase 1-like. The coding region runs from base 443 to 1909 and encodes 488 amino acids. Gene Ontology annotation, biological process: N-acetylglucosamine metabolic process; sulfur compound metabolic process. Gene Ontology annotation, molecular function: N-acetylglucosamine 6-O-sulfotransferase activity. The transcript has 2 exons. Lineage: Eukaryota; Metazoa; Echinodermata; Echinoidea; Temnopleuroida; Toxopneustidae. The record is from RefSeq and is a predicted model, not a curated record.
GGACUUAUAAUCUUACUCCCUUCUUCACCAUGAUCCCUUAUGCAAUCGCGUAUUACAAAGCAAGCAGACUAUGAACAAUAAACCUUCGACGGCUUCGGAGGAGAAUGACGUCUUCCGCAUCGGUGCUAAGACAGAUCGUACUAACCGACUCACACAGUGUAUACCAAUAACAACAUAUACGUUUUACCACGGUAGGUCCAUGGUUCUACCUCUCGAAAUAGUCGACCGCGAACCGAAGAAAUGGACGGGUAAAACUCACGGUAACUUAUCGUAUCAUUAUGCCUUGCAGUGAUUUGUGUUUGUGUUUGCUGGACAUGCUGGAAGUACAUUGGGAGAUGGUUAUGGAAGAUUCCCUGCAAACUGCUAUCAAAGAUUAAGGACUCCCGAGCAGCGUUCCAUACAUCAUUUCUAUGGAGGUGGGAGAAUAAAAGUGACCGAAGAUAUGAGGGUUCUUUUGCAUUGUAGACGUGUAUUUCUGUCAAAGUGGAGUACCGCCGUUGCAUUAUCCAUCGCAUUUAUUUCUAUCUCCCUGAUGACAAUGACCUAUGGCAAGUUUACUCUUUACAGCAAUGGCAAGGACGGUCAGAGGAGGGCGUCACACGGCACCGAGGUAAACUCUCGGCAAAUUUCCCAGGUAAUUUUUCAACAUUUUCACAGCACAAAACCAAACAGUACGCCAAACAAUAAUGCCCGGAAUUUGUCUGAGGAAGAUAACUCAAAUCUGCCAGAGGGAAAAUCCGGAAAUAUUUUCAACGAAAAUUUUCGAAAUAUAUCGAGAAAUACUUUGAAAGAACGUGAAUCAGUGGAAAAUAUCACAAGUCGGAAAUCUGGACUUCCAGGAGUCUCAGACGAGGGCAAAAUUAGAGUCCGCACUGAAGAUCAGGGAGUGGUCGACUUCCGAUCGACAACAUCCAUAUCCUCAUCGUUGAGGGUGUCAUCGACGUUUGUUGUCAUCCUGGCGCAGUGGCGUUUUGGCUCUUCAAUCAUCGGAGAGCUUUUCAAUCAAAAUCCAAAUAUCUUUUUCCUCUUUGAGCCGUUAUGGUUGCUUGAUAAAAUUAGAAAUGAAAGACGGCUUCCAUUUUCACCGUUUCCGCGGGAACUUUAUGAAUACUCGACGAAAACUCUAAGAGAUAUUGCGGCGUGCAAUGUGACAGAGGAGUUUGUCCGUUUAACCAAUCCUUGGGGCGGUCUUAUCAACAACCGUGCGAUAUGCCAGGCAACAGGAGAAAUAACUCAAUGUAAAUUUCGAAGUUCUGACAUGGUAAAUAAUCUUUGUACUUCAUACAAUGGGAUCAUGGCUACGAAGAUCAUCCGGGCUGAUCUCGGGAAUAUAAAACCCUUGGUAGACGAGGACAAGGUCAAUGUCAAGGUCAUUCACUUAGUGCGUGAUCCAAGAGGGUCAGCUGCUUCGCGUAUCCACUAUUACUUUGAGGAGUGGAGCGACCUGGUGCGAGCGCAUGAGGCGGAGUUCCAGACGAAAGGCCGGCUUGCACCCCUCGGGCUUACAAACUCUACCGAACGUAUCAAAGACGGCAUUCCUAACAUGUGCAAAUGGAUGCGGGAGACUCUCGAAGAAGCAAAAACCAUGCCAGACUGGCUCCGGGGCAGGUACCACCUUCUCAGGUAUGAAGACUUCGCGGCAGCGCCUCUCAACACAACGGAGGACCUCUACCGAUUUGUAGGGUUACCCUUGCCACAGAGCGUCAGGGAAUGGGUCCGCAAUAAUUCACAGGCAAAAGACAGCGAUCCUGGAACGUUUUCAGUGCAUAAGAAUUCGCGUAAGACCGCUCAGAAAUGGAUGAAGGAUCUCAGAGAGCUUGAGAUUGAACAGGUUGAACAUGACUGCGGAGAUGUCAUGAAGGAUCUUGGAUACCAGAGAUUCGCAACGCUCAAAUUGGCACAACCAUAGGACCGGAUCUUAGGCCUACAUAAUCUAUCCUUGCAACAACAAAAAAAAUCCGAAAGACGGAGAUAGUAUCUACAGCUCAUAAUUUGAACUCAAUUUUUGCGUGGAUUAUGUGUAUUACGUUUUGACAAUGAGCUAUUAAAGGUCAGCCAUACGUAGUCGUAAAUAUUUAGUGAUGUAUUAAAGUCUUGUAUGUUACACUAUUGUUUAUAUUGUAUGUUUGGUAAAUUGGCGACCGCAACACUCCUUUUGGUCUAAGUCAAGCUAUAAUAUAAGCCUUCUCAUUCGACACAACUUAAUUUUAUUUAACUUGAAGAACUUUUUUUAACACAAUGUUCACUUGAAAAAGUAAAAGAAAAAUUAUGCGAAGUGGGACCAAGAUCAACUGGACAUAAUGUUGAUUGAGAGUUAGACCAGAGUCUUGUCUCACGGAGAGCGGGAUGAUCCGAUUAACCUCAACUAAGGAAAGCCAGUAACGCCAAUAUCUGAAAUGCACAUUGGACUGCGGGUGUGUGUGUGUGUGUAUAUAUAUAUAUGCAUAUAUAAACUCCUCAAAAAAGUUUGGAAAUCUGAGUUUGG